UCUCUCUCUCUCUCUCUCUCUCUCUCUCAUCCCCAAUCAGUUCAUGAAAUUCAAUUCUUUUAUCUACUCAGUAUUGUUUGCUUCUCUCUCUCUCUCUCUCUCUCUCUCUCUCUGUUCUCAAUUCUACUGAGCCCAAACUGAACAUGGGUUGGUGGGAGCGCUGAAGGAGGAGAAGAGAGAAGAGAAAAAUGGUGUUGAAAGAGCAACCGAAAUACGAGAGGGUGAACUUACAACACCCCACCAACAAGAGCAAAAACACCAACAGAUACGUCAUUGGAUGCGCCAUUUUUGCCUCUCUCAAUUCUGUUCUUCUCGGCUAUGAUGUCGGGGUCAUGAGUGGAGCCAUCCUCUUCAUUCAGGAGGAUCUCAAAAUCACAGAGGUACAGGAAGAAGUUCUUGUCGGUAGCCUAAGCAUCAUUUCACUCUUUGGAAGCCUUGGAGGUGGCCGCACUUCUGACGCCAUUGGGCGGAAAUGGACAAUGGGUUUGGCAGCCAUAGUCUUCCAAUCGGGAGCGGCUCUAAUGGCCAUGGCCCCUUCCUUCACAAUACUCAUGGUCGGGAGGCUUCUCGCUGGCAUAGGCAUAGGCUUCGGAGUCAUGAUCGCCCCGGUAUACAUAGCAGAGAUUUCCCCAGCAGUAACGAGAGGAGCCCUCACUUCCUUCCCUGAAAUCUUCAUCAACGUUGGGAUCCUUCUGGGCUACGUCUCUAACUAUGCAUUUUCUGGCAUCUCUGUCCACAUCAACUGGAGAAUAAUGCUCGCUGUGGGAAUCCUCCCUUCGGUUUUCAUCGCAUUCGCUCUCUUUAUAAUUCCAGAGUCACCCCGAUGGCUUGUGAUCCAAAACAGGGCCGAUGAAGCAAGAUCAGUUCUCCUAAAGAUCACAGAAGAUGAGGCAGAGGUGGAAGCAAGGUUAGUCGAGAUAGAGGAAGCUGCUUCGACAGGAAACAAGGAGAAGGCAGUGUGGCAAGAACUGUUGAGCCCUUCUCCCGCUCUCCGACGCAUGCUCAUAACAGGAUUUGGGAUCCAAAUAUUCCAGCAAAUCACAGGCAUAGACGCCACGGUAUACUAUAGCCCGACAAUAUUCAAGGAUGCGGGGAUCACGAGUGAGAAGGCCAUCCUUGCGGCCACUGUUGCUGUGGGCUUUGCAAAGACUUCUUUCAUCUUGGUCGCCAUUUUCCUUAUCGACAGGGUGGGGAGGAAACCUUUGCUGUAUGUAAGCACCGUGGGGAUGACCGCUUCUUUGUUCAGUUUGGGGAUGGCACUCUCAUUCCUCACACAUGGGUCCAGUCCAAAAGGGACAGGGAUCGCUUUGGCGAUAUUGGCAGUCUGUGGAAAUGUGGCUUUUUUCUCGGUCGGCAUUGGGCCUGUUUGCUGGGUUGUGACUUCUGAGAUCUUCCCAUUGAGGCUACGAGCUCAGGCAUCAGCGCUCGGUGCAGUGGGCAACCGGGUGUCUAGUGGACUUGUGGCCAUGUCCUUUUUGUCUCUGUCUCGGGCAAUCUCUGUUGCUGGUGUUUUCUUUGUGUUCUCAGCCAUAUCAGCCCUCUCUGUUGCAUUUGUGUACUUCUUUGUUCCUGAAACCAAAGGGAAAUCACUGGAACAAAUAGAAUUGUUGUUCCAGCAAGGAGGAGAGUAUUGGCGAAAAGGUGGUGGUGAAGUGGAGUUGGGGGAUGUGGAGCAGCUGGUUCAGAAACAGCGAAAACCUGAAGAAGUAGAGUUAGGGAAUACGGCUCAGCUGGCUCAAAAACAGUGAAUUCUGCUGCAUUAUGAUGCUCUCAGACCAUCAAUUCUAUUUAUUUUGACCUUCUUCUUACAUUAUUAUUCGAUGGGGUGCUCUCCAACCAGUACUGAUGAGAACUAUGAAGUUGAGGGUACUUGGGCAACAGAAGAUUGCAAACCUCACAUACCAAUAUUCUCAUUCUCAAAGAAAGGAAAAUAAUGGAGGGUGAUGGAUUUCCGUAGUUUAUGUGAAAAUCAUCAGUACUGAUGGGUUUCCCCAACAAUGCCUUGAAAUGGCAAUUAAUGUUCAUAACUAAAAAAUUGUCCUCAAGAUUAUUCUUUGAUGAGAAAUACAUCACACUUUUUGUUUC
This is a messenger RNA of Amborella trichopoda, 2085 nucleotides long. RefSeq names its product putative polyol transporter 4. NCBI's taxonomy places the organism in Eukaryota, Viridiplantae, Streptophyta, Magnoliopsida, Amborellales, Amborellaceae. The record is from RefSeq and is a predicted model, not a curated record. Gene Ontology annotation, cellular component: membrane. Gene Ontology annotation, molecular function: transmembrane transporter activity. Gene Ontology annotation, biological process: transmembrane transport.